AGUGCGCCCAAGCGGCAUUUGACGAAGGGGCGCCCCCAUCGCAAAGGGAGAGGGCGCGACACCGGUGCUUUAAGUCCCUCGGCUAAUGAUGUUCACGACGAGUGUUUCGGUUCAGUGUGGAGCUUGUCGGAGUAGGGAUAUGCAGCACCUUCUCUGGAUUGCCCUGCUCAUCGCCGUCGCGCCGACCUCGGCGGGAGCGGCCUCAUCCCCGCAUCUUGUACGAGUAGCGGGCGACUGCGACAUCGAGACGAUACGGGAGAAGGUGGCUGCGACAGACGAGAGGCUCCGGCGAACGGACAACUCCGGACCCCGGGGUGGAUUCAGCUUCAGCAAGCAGACUUGCGAGGAGUUGGAGAUCCUGUUUAAUGCCAUCGAGAGCCGCCUCAGUCGCUGCACAGAAUCCGAAAAGAACCGCUACGGUCUGAUCUUGGACAGCGGACGCCGGAUGGCUGAGCUCAAGUGUCGUGACGUCAUGGACAGUGCUGCCUCGAAGGAGUACAUCUCCUGCCUGCGAAACUACAACCACACGGCCGACCACUGCAUGGAGCGGCUGAGCGCCCUCAAGGACGAGUACAAGGAGUAUUCGGCCGGGCUGACCAACAGCAACGACGUCUGCUGUGCCUACCAUUCGUACCACAAGUGCCUGGGCGACAAGCUGUCCUCGGGCUGCGGUGAAGAGGCGAGGCAGUACACGGAACUGUACGCGGACAAGCUCACCAACAAGCUCCUGUACAACUUCUGCAAGAACUACGAAACCUCGGUCUGCGUGGACACAGACUCCGGAAGUCAACUGACCAUGAGCGUGUUCACGCUCCUCGUCGCCACCUUUGUUGUCCAGACCGCAAGUCCUACAUGGUAGAAGACAAUGACCGGAGCUGUGAAGUGCCUUCCAAAUAGAAAACCAUCGCUGCAUCGACUCAAUGUAUAGAAGAAAGGAAGACAAUUAGAAAAGAAAAAUGAGUUGACGUACAAAGAGGGUGGUUCACACACCUGCGUUCACUGGUUGCAACCGACCACUUUGUUCAGCCUUGUGAUCGGAGAGAACACUGACACGCUGGUGCCAGGUAGCCGCAGAACUGGAUUUAACUAGAGUGGUGGUCUUUCAGUAUUUGCCAGAUCAGAUGUGUAUACUGGAUGAGAAAUGGUCGUUUACAACAUUGCCAAAGGCCUUUCCGCAGUCAAAUAAUGAUGCGAAAAAAACACGAGGAAAUAUAGGCAAACUACCUGAUAGUGUGUACUCUCUCGUUGUGAGCGAUCGCAAGACUCGGUGUACCAACCAGCCUUAAAGGAGCAAGCUAAGUAGACAGUUCCUUGCUCUCCGUCAUUUCAUCACCAUUGAUGAAAUACAUCAUGACACCUUAAAGUAAAAUCAUUUAAAGCUUGACAUUAAUACGCAGUUCACUGUUAAUAUGAAUCGGACAAUUCAUCUCAAGUGUGCUCAAAGUUCUAUAUUACUCUAAUGCCAAAAUGAUAAAAUGUGAGAUUACCCAAAGAGACUGACUGGUGCCGUGCUGCAUGAUGGUUCGCACACAGCAGACAGUGCAAUUAUAAACCCGCAUUCGAAAUACAGGACGAAGUUUCUAUUUCAAGCGAAGGAUAUUGAAGUUUAGUUUAUUACACAAGAUCUAAACGGCGGAUUGUAAAGCCUUCGUGGAAUGCAAAUGAAUAUCUUAUUCAACUUCAAUCCCAGCCUUUGUUCUAUAGUAGUAUUGCUUUUGUUUUACGGUAUCUGUCCGAAAAUGGCCUCGUCAUGAUCGGUUGUCAGUAUCGUUGGCCACUCAUUUCCCGCACAUUGCAACACUUUACUGUUGCGAGGGAGGUAUUGAGUUUCGACAGACAUUAGUCCAAAGGAGCUGGAUGUUUACAAACGUUUUGACCAGACGACGUUUGUCAAUGUGCUCCUUGGCACUCGUUUUUAAUUUGUUCAUUUGUAUCAUAUAGGAGAUUUUCUUUAUGUUUACAUCUCCUUGCUCACCAACGGUAGUAUUUCUGCCCAAGCAUAUAGUUGUUCUGUGAAUAAUUUGUUGAAUGAUUUCAUUGUACAGACGAUGUUUGUCGAAUAAACCUUUUGACUUCGGUAACAACUAAGUCACUGCCAACACUACGAAAA
Messenger RNA from Ixodes scapularis (black-legged tick), 2110 nucleotides. RefSeq lists its product as uncharacterized. The record is from RefSeq and is a predicted model, not a curated record. Lineage: Eukaryota; Metazoa; Arthropoda; Arachnida; Ixodida; Ixodidae. The coding region runs from base 86 to 859 and encodes 257 amino acids. The transcript has 6 exons.